Messenger RNA from Eucalyptus grandis, 754 nucleotides. Its product is annotated as calcium-binding protein PBP1. Gene Ontology annotation, molecular function: calcium ion binding. The record is from RefSeq and is a predicted model, not a curated record. The coding region runs from base 239 to 649 and encodes 136 amino acids. NCBI's taxonomy places the organism in Eukaryota, Viridiplantae, Streptophyta, Magnoliopsida, Myrtales, Myrtaceae. The transcript has a single exon.
GGAAGGUGACAACUUCUUCCCGCGAAGCAAACCACUGAUGUUGUGUUAUCGCUUCACAGAAAGAAUAGGAAUCCCAAGAAAGCACCACCUUCCUGACCAGCUUCUCUCUUCCUGUUUCCUGUACCUUCUUUUCACCAAAUCCAACAAUUUCAAUCUCCCACGAUCCUUCCAGCAAUUUCACCUACAAAUCUAGCCACUUUCCCUCUCCUAUAUAAACCACCCUCUCCCCAAGUACUUCAUGCCAUCACACAAAGGACCCUGGUUGGAUAAACUGGUGAACUCAAGUGGGUUCGAGCUAUUCUCGACAAUGGCGUCGCGGAACGGUCUUGUGUUUGAGGACUUCUUCCCGGUAAUGGUGGAGAAGCUUGGGGUGGACGGGUUCAUGAAGGAGCUGGGCAACGGCUUCAAUCUGCUGAGGGACAGCGACAAGGGCGUGAUCACCUUCGAGAGCUUGAAGAAGAACUCGGCGCUGCUGGGGCUGGAAGGGAUGCGGGACGACGAGCUGAGGUCGAUGCUGCGAGAGGGUGACCUGGACGGUGACGGGGCAUUGAACGAGAAGGAGUUCUGCGUGCUCAUGUUCAGGUUGAGCCCCGAGUUGAUGAAGGACUCGGAGGAGCUUUUGGAGGAGGCCGUCGUCGAAAAUUAUUAGUAGGUCUGGUAUUUGUUGAUUUGUGAGAUUGGAUGUCUGGGCUUUUUGAGCUGAUUGAGGUGUAAUGUUCGUCGACUCUUUUGGAAUGCUAUUGGUCGUUUGCUA